Messenger RNA from Dermatophagoides pteronyssinus (European house dust mite), 1280 nucleotides. Its product is annotated as cell cycle control protein 50A-like. The record is from RefSeq and is a predicted model, not a curated record. Gene Ontology annotation, cellular component: plasma membrane; Golgi apparatus; endoplasmic reticulum. NCBI's taxonomy places the organism in Eukaryota, Metazoa, Arthropoda, Arachnida, Sarcoptiformes, Pyroglyphidae.
GUAAAAUGAUCAACUACAAUAACAAUAAUCGAAUAAAAACAAAUCGACCACCAAAUAGCCGCUGGAAACAGCAACGAUUACCAGCAUGGCAACCAAUAUUAAAACCAACAUCAGUUUUAAUAUCAUUCAUUUUGUUUGGUCUUUUUUGUAUUGUUAUCGGUGUUGUAAUGUUUAUUUCAAAUCAAAAGAUACAGGAAAUUAUUAUCGAUUAUACGGAUUGUCAUCGUAUAAAUCCAAUUACAAAUAUAAAUCAAUGUGAAUAUUGUCGUGAUCGUUGGAAAUUUAAAUGGGAAAAUUGUGAAUGUUUAUUAAAUUUUACCAUAACCGAAUCGAUUGAUGGACCAUUAUUUUUAUAUUAUUCAUUGAAUGGUUUUUAUCAAAAUCAUCGUCGUUAUGUUGCAUCAAUUGAUCGACGACAAUUAAUGGGUGAAAAACGUUCAUUAGAACAAAUUCGAUCAGAUUGUUAUCCAUAUUCGGAUAUUGAUGGUAAAAUAAUAGCUCCCUGUGGUGCUAUUGCUAAUUCAAUGUUUUCCGAUACAUUUCAAUUACGUCGUAUUGUUCAAAACAAUCAUAAUGAUCAACCAGAAAAGAUACAUAUAUGGGAAAAAGAUAUUAGUUGGCCAACUGAUCGUCAAAAUCUUUAUCAAAAUCCAUCCGAUGAUAAUUUUCAAUCAUAUGCAAAACCAAUAAAUUGGUCUCAAAAUCUUUAUGAUGAUACUAUAUUGAAUAAACAAAAUGAGGCCGGUUUUGGUUAUAUUAAUGAACAUUUUAUGGUUUGGAUGCGUCCAGCUGCAUUUCCAAUAUUUCGUAAAUUAUGGGGACGUAUUGAUUGUCGAUCAUUGAAUAAUAAUAAUAAUAUUGAUCAACUUCCAAAAGGAUCAUAUCAAUUAUUAAUUAAUUAUGAUUAUCAAACUGUAACCGAUCAUUUACGUAUAUCGAAAAAAGUUAUCAUAUCAAAUAUGUCAUGGAUGGGUGGAAAAAAUUCAUUUCUAUCAAUACUUUAUAUGGUUGUUGGCAUAAUUCUUAUACUUAUUGCCAUAAUAUUUAUAAUUAUUUUUCCGAAAAUAAAAUCCAAUGAUAAUAUUGAUAUUUGUCAACAACAUAAUCAUCAAAAUUUACCCACCAAUUCUGAACAAAAUCAACAACAAGAACCAGAAAUCAAAAAUCAUUUUCAAUAUUAUCAUUCAACAAGCCAAUCAUGAUUUUAACAAUUCGCAACAAUUUUUUUUAUAAUUAUUAUUUUUUAAUUUUCGGUUUUUUACAAGAUUUUUAUAAAGAUU